AUGGCAAGCAUUAUUGGGCGCGUGGAAGAGGCUUGUUCAGCAAAGGGUUCCAACAUAGUUGUAGUACCCAAAGGAACAUAUUCCAUAGGUUUAACUGACUUAAAUGGUCCAUGCAAGGGAGCCAUGGAGCUUCAAGUCCAAGGAACCUUAUUGGCACCGAUAAACCCUAGCAGUUAUGCCAAGGACAGCUGGAUUACUUUUGCAUACAUUGAUCAAUUCAAAUUAUCCGGUGGUGGAACCUUCGACGGACAAGGGCAAGUGGCUUGGAAGCAAAAUAACUGCGGUCGAAAUCCAAAAUGCAAGAGACUUCCAGUUGUGGCAAAAACCUUACUUUCGAUCGCUUCACGAUCACUGCACCAGGAGAUAGCGUCAAUACAGAUGGAAUUCACAUCGGGCAUUCAAACGGGAUCAACAUUAUUAAUUCAAAUAUUGCCACCGGCGAUGACUGCAUCUCCAUUGGUGGUGCCAGCGAACAAAAUAAGGAUCACAAACGUACGAUGUGGACAUGGACAUGGCAUUAGCGUGGGAAGUUUAGGGAAGACCACUGAUGAAUUUGUCUCCGGAAUUUUCGUAAGGAACUGCACCUUCUAUGACACCGACAAUGGAGUGAGAAUUAAGACAUGGCCGGCAUUACAUGGUGGCAUGGCCUCUGAUAUGCAUUUCGAGGAUAUUAUGAUGAAAAAUGUCCGCAACCCUAUCAUUAUAGAUCAAAUGUACUGCCCAUGGAAUCAGUGCAAUCCAAAGCUUCCGUCAAAAGUUAAGAUCUCCAACGUCACCUUCAAGAAUAUUAGGGGCUCUUCAGCGACCGCAGUAGCUGUUCGACUUAAUUGCAGCAGCAGUUUUCCAUGCCAGAAGGUCGAGCUCGCUGACAUUAACUUGACGUACGGAGGAAAGGAAGGCCCUGUUACUGCGUGGGUAGACGGCCAAGAUACUCGCAUGUUGCUCUUUGUCUUUUUUGUUUUUCCAUUUUCUAUUCAAUCUGCUCGCUCACUCGUCGGGUUUCGCCUCGUCGUGCGAGUUCAAUCUGCCGUAUUUGAUGUGAAAAAUUAUGGUGGUAAAGCCGAUGGCAAGUCAGAUAUUAGCAAGUUUCCUUUUCAGGCAUUAUUGGGCGCGUGGAAAGAGGCUUGUUCAGCAAAGGGUUCCAACAUAGUUGUAGUACCCAAAGGAACAUAUUCCAUAGGUUUAACUGACUUAAAUGGUCCAUGCAAGGGAGCCAUGGAGCUUCAAGUCCAAGGAACCUUAUUGGCACCGAUAAACCCUAGCAGUUAUGCCAAGGACAGCUGGAUUACUUUUGCAUACAUUGAUCAAUUCAAAUUAUCCGGUGGUGGAACCUUCGACGGACAAGGGCAAGUGGCUUGGAAGCAAAAUAACUGCGGUCGAAAUCCAAAAUGCAAGAGACUUCCAGUUAGCUUGCGGUUUGACUUCAUCACCAACAGCGUAGUUCAGGACGUAACAUCGCUCGAUAGUAAGAAUUUCCAUGUCAAUCUUCUAGGUGGCAAAAACCUUACUUUCGAUCGCUUCACGAUCACUGCACCAGGAGAUAGCGUCAAUACAGAUGGAAUUCACAUCGGGCAUUCAAACGGGAUCAACAUUAUUAAUUCAAAUAUUGCCACCGGCGAUGACUGCAUCUCCAUUGGUGGUGCCAGCGAACAAAUAAGGAUCACAAACGUACGAUGUGGACAUGGACAUGGCAUUAGCGUGGGAAGUUUAGGGAAGACCACUGAUGAAUUUGUCUCCGGAAUUUUCGUAAGGAACUGCACCUUCUAUGACACCGACAAUGGAGUGAGAAUUAAGACAUGGCCGGCAUUACAUGGUGGCAUGGCCUCUGAUAUGCAUUUCGAGGAUAUUAUGAUGAAAAAUGUCCGCAACCCUAUCAUUAUAGAUCAAAUGUACUGCCCAUGGAAUCAGUGCAAUCCAAAGGUAACGCGAAAAGAAAUGAAAAUGAAAGAGUCUCUUAAUGCAUUAUGUUUGUUUCAGCUUCCGUCAAAAGUUAAGAUCUCCAACGUCACCUUCAAGAAUAUUAGGGGCUCUUCAGCGACCGCAGUAGCUGUUCGACUUAAUUGCAGCAGCAGUUUUCCAUGCCAGAAGGUCGAGCUCGCUGACAUUAACUUGACGUACGGAGGAAAGGAAGGCCCUGUAAAAUCCUUGUGUGCAAAUGUUAAACCCACACUUAAGGGAAAAUUGACUCCAACCAUUUGCUAGUAUUGUCAACGCUCAAACCUCGCAG
This is a messenger RNA of Manihot esculenta (cassava), 2227 nucleotides long. RefSeq names its product polygalacturonase. Gene Ontology annotation, biological process: carbohydrate metabolic process. The record is from RefSeq and is a predicted model, not a curated record. Gene Ontology annotation, molecular function: polygalacturonase activity. The coding region runs from base 1 to 2202 and encodes 733 amino acids. Lineage: Eukaryota; Viridiplantae; Streptophyta; Magnoliopsida; Malpighiales; Euphorbiaceae. The transcript has 9 exons.